CAAAACAUACAAAAUCUUCCUCUUGAUGCCAUCACAAAACAACCCAAGUUCCCCCAACUUUCUUAUGCCCUUUAAAUCUCCUCCUCAUUCCAAGACCAAUAAUCGCUCCAAAAUUGAAAACUAGUUUGAUUUUAUUUGAGAAUGAAUGGCAAAAGGGGUAGUGUCGUUAUAGACAUCGGGUCUAAAUCCGAACCUCCGGAGGCCGGGAUGAAAUCCGGUGGGAAAUCGGGAAACUCGAGCCCUUCAAUAGGGAUUAGGAGUGUUUGGGAGUUUUGCAAGGAAGAUAGAAACAGAGUGUUAUUCUCAUUAAAAGUUGGGUUGGCUGUGGUUUUGGUGUCUUUGCUCAUACUUUUUCAAGCACCUUACGAUGUGUUUGGAAGUAAUAUCAUUUGGGCCAUCAUCACUGUGGCCAUAAUGUUCGAAUAUACAGUUGGUGCAACUUUCAACCGUGGAUUCAAUAGAGCAGUUGGAAGUUUGGUUGCAGGAAUGUUGGCUAUUGGUGUUGCUCAACUUGCUUUUUACACAGGACCUGUUGGAGAACCUAUUGUCAUUGGCAUCAGCAUUUUCUUAGUUGGAAGUAUAACAACAUUGAUGAAGCAAUGGCCAAGGCUAGGUGCAUACGAGUAUGGAUUCAGAGUGAUACUUUUUACUUACUGUUUAAUAGUUGUUUCUGGGUAUCGAAUGGGAAACCCACUUAGAAUCGCCAUGGAACGUCUCUACUCCAUCGCCAUUGGAGCAUUUGUUGCAGUUUUAGUAAAUGUUGUUGUUUUUCCUAUCUGGGCUGGUCACCAACUCCACAACCAUCUUGUCUCUGCCUUCAACUCCGUCGCAGAUUCACUUCAAGAAUGUGUGAAGAAGUAUUUAGAAGAUCAGGGGGAAUGGCAAAACUUUGAAGAGCUGCCAUUGAAGGCUCUUAUGGAUGAGUUUCCAAAUGAACCUGCCUACAAGAAAUGCAAAGCUACAUUAAACUCCUCUUCAAAGUUUGAAACUUUGGCGACAUCGGCAAAAUGGGAGCCGCCGCAUGGCAGAUUCAAGCAGUUCUUUUAUCCAUGGGCGGAGUACGUUAAAGUUGGAGCAGUUUUGAGGUAUUGUGCUUAUGAAGUUAUGGCUCUUCAUGGUGUCCUUCACUCUCAAAUCCAGGCUCCAUAUAACCUUAGAAUCACAUUCAAAUCAGAGAUCCAAGAUGCAGCAAACCAAGCAGCAGAGCUGAUGAGAAGUUUAGGCGAGGACAUCAACAACAUGAAACAAUCCCUCAAAAUCUCUCACCUAAAGAAUGUUCACAGUGCAGCUGAGAAGCUCCAACGCGCCAUUGACACUCACUCUUAUCUCCUCACUCCCACUAGUGAUGCCGUAGGCCUCUCCACCGCCUCAUCGAGCAGCCUCAAUGAUCUUCCAAGCAUAUCAGCUGAGCUCGACAGCAAUGGCUCAGAGAGGAGUUUAAACAAGCAGAAUACUUGUAAUACUGAUUUAGUGAGGAAGCAGCAGUCGAGAAGGCAGCAUUCGUGGCCAUUGAGGGAAACGGAUGUGUUUGAUGACGGCAAGUGUGUCACUGUUGAGUUUUUGCCAAGGAUGAGGAAGCUGGAGAGUACUGCAGCCAUGUCAGUGGCUAACUUUACUUCCUUGCUCAUUGAGUUUGUGGCUAGGCUUGACUAUUUGGUUGAAACAGUGGAUGAACUUUCUAGGAUGGCUAAGUUCAGGGAAGUUCGUUAACAGUGACAUUGAUAUGUGGGGAUAAAGUAGAAGUUCAUAUUUGAAAUGAGAUCAAAUGAUUGAAUAUGUAAUUGUUGCAAGAGAAGGUAUAUUUUUUAGCUUGAAAAGAUACAAGAAACAUGUAUCAGAAGCCAUAUAGUUUCCAUCAAUGGCAACUUUCUUCCUUCCCUCUGCCUUUACACCCCUUAAGCAAAUUAGUCCCUCCUAAAUAGUAAAUUAUAUGCUUCCUUAGACACGUAUAAAUAUCCGGAUCCAAAAAAGGAUGUAUGGAAAAUUUAAAUGGUUUAUAGGAUUCUGAAUUUCCCUACCACCAAAUGCAAGAAAGAAUAAUGUGCAAAAGUAGAAAAGUCAAGCAAAGCGAAGCAAAGAGAAAUUCCAACGAUUUUUGCACACUUUGACCUUGACUGUUCUCAUUGGAGAAUCAUUAGAUCCUACCAUAUAUGAUUGUCAAGGUAACUCAGAAUAUUAAAUCUAAGAUAGAUAUCACCAUAAGUUAAGUUAAACCAUCUCCUUUAAGCCGUUUAUAAUUUACAUGACCCUUGACUGGUAGGUAACUUAUGACCAGUCAUCUAAUAUAUGUCUAUAUCCAUCGAAAUUAAAAAGAAACAUUUGUAGCAAUUUAAUAGUGUAAAAACUAAAUCUUACCUAUACAGCAUACACCAUCACUUUUGGUAAGAAUUAGAACUAUCACAAAAUCUUAGUGAUGCGAAAGAAAGAAUUUACAAGUUAAGCAUAAAUAAACCAUUUAAAAGGAAAAUAACUUUCUAUUGAAUUAAUGAAAAAAGAUUAAUGCUCAAAGAUACCAACUCCUAAAAGAUUAAAACAAAACGAAAGGUAAUUACAAAUCAAAAGAAAGACCAGAACUGAAUACAAUGGAAAUAUAAAAGGUAGAGAGGAACCAUCAGAACAGUGAGAUAGAGAGAACACCAAAGAGAUACUGGGACAUGAGCUGAUUCAAAACACUCCGACCAUGAACAAUCUUUAUCCAUAAAAAUAAGCCAAUUGAAUUAGACCACACUAAAGAGUAAAAAGACCACCUUUUAAAUCUAGUCGCUAAGUUUUAUGAUAUAAAUAAUUAAAAGAAACUACCCAUCACUUGGACAAGAGGGGCCAAUCUAGAGACUGCAUGCAUCUUUAUUCAAAU
Benincasa hispida (wax gourd) is the source of this 2854-nucleotide messenger RNA. Its product is annotated as aluminum-activated malate transporter 9-like. Gene Ontology annotation, biological process: malate transport. The record is from RefSeq and is a predicted model, not a curated record. NCBI's taxonomy places the organism in Eukaryota, Viridiplantae, Streptophyta, Magnoliopsida, Cucurbitales, Cucurbitaceae.